AUGAUCAGCGAUAUCAUCAGUAACAGCGCAAGCGGAGAAUCUAAAAUUGUCUACAAACAAGAUGACGGAACCAACGACGAUGUGGAGAAGGCGGAUAGAAACAAGACGCCAACUUCUGAAACGUCGAAGACAGACCUGAAAUCACCUUUACAGAUUCCAUCCGACCAUUCUUCAAAGCCAAAACCGCAAGUGCAGGCAGAAGUUCCACAAGAAACCUCGAAUGAGAAUGUUGCGACAGAUUUAGAUGACGCGGAUUUGUCGGAAAGCCCAGGAAAUCACGAGAAUGACAACGAAACAAAUACUGAGCCAGGCAUGCUGUGCCAGUCUUAUAACCUCUAUGAAGGAAAGAGUGAAUACAGCCAGUGCAUUAACUGGGUUGAUCAAAUUCCAUUCGACAUGAGGGUGGCUGAAGCCGAAGACAAAAAAGACGGCGCGGCAGUUAUAUCUGAAGGAAUCAAGAGGAAAACCAAAAUCCAUUCUAUCGUUGUUCAAAGUCCCUUCAUCAAGAAGGCUCUCCAGGAAGUGUUACGAGGAUAUCCUGGUCUGGACCUGGACGAAGAAAAACUUAAUUUCAGGUCACCCUUCGAGCCGUUCGUCCACCGUUGGAAACAGUGGCAAAGCGCAAUCCAAAAAGAAGGCACAAAUUUCGAAGUGAAAGAGCAUCUCUCCCUUCUUAAUGAGAUACUCCGAAACGAGUUAAAGGAGGCACUGGAAAGCAUUCGACACUUCGAGAUUCAUGGAAAAAUCACAUUCGAGCACCUGUGGUGUAUAUACAGACCUGGCUCUCUUCUCAGCGACCACGGCGAGGAGGACCGUCGAUGUUUAUACAGACUCUUAACAGUCAAGCACGUCAAACCCUUCCUUGGGGAUGAAUUCUACCGUGUAACUGUCAAUAGCAUUGAUUGGGACGGAAAGAGGUUUGGCAAUGUUUCAGCAUCAGUUCAGCUCCCGGAUUUCAAAGGGAGCCGUGGAAUUGCUGAUUUUGAAGUCUUCCCUCUGGACUAUUGCUCGGAUCGACAAAGCAUUACGCACAAGGUGGUGAGGAGAAGCAUGAAGCUUUUAAGCUUAUGCGGAACGCACUACCGCGCGUACGCGGCUGUCGCUAAAGAUGUGGAAAAUAAACCGCUUAAUGUUCGUUGGGUGAGAGGUCGAAUAGUAAUUGAUGCUGCUGGAUUCGCCUACAUCAAUCCACAGAAUGUUCAUCAGCACUCUCCACUAUCUAUAGAAAGAGAUCCCGCCGACAGCGACAAUGAGAGCAACGAGCCAGAGGGUGAUGGCUAUAUCAUAAGCCAAAGUGAACCUAGACUUGAUGAGAACCAAUUGCUUAUUUGCACAUGCUGGAUUCGUGGAUUUUCAAUCGAAGCAAAAAAAUGGGUCCAACUCCUUGUGUUCCAUGUUCAGGAUAUCGCGUGGAAUGGGAAUGUCUUUGACAAGCUGGUGCUGCCUCUUGGGCAAAAACGGUUGCUCCUUUCAUUAGCCAGAACCCAACGAGAAGCAGGGGACACUUUUGAUGAUGUGAUUCGAGGCAAAGGACAGGGAACAAUAGUUUUGCUUAAUGGUUCACCGGGUGUGGGAAAAACCUUAACAGCAGAGGCUGUUGCCGAAGAAAUGAAGGCACCACUAUAUUCCAUCAGUGCCGGAGAGCUUGGUACCCAGCCUGACGUUGUUGAGCAGAGACUGAAGGCCGUUUUUGAGACGGUGCGGAACUGGAGAGCUGUGCUGCUUCUUGACGAAGCAGACAUCUUUCUCGAACAGAGGAAUGCGCAUGACUUGCAGAGGAAUAGUCUCGUAUCAAUAUUCCUCCAGCGUCUAGAAUACUUCAGUGGGACCUUAUUCUUGACAACCAAUCGUGUCGAAACAUUCGAUGCGGCAUUUAGCUCGCGGAUCCAUCUAUCAUUGACGUAUCCUGACCUCGAUGUUGCUUCACGGCGCAAAGUAUGGUCCAACUUCUUUAGCAACCUUGAGAGAGCAGGGCACAACAUUUCGGAAACCCAAUUGGAUACACUAGCUUCUAUCAACAUGAAUGGUCGUGAAAUUAAGAACGCGAUGAAGUUGGGAAGCUUCUUGGCUCGGGAUGAAGAUGGGCCACUUAGCAUGGAGCACUUGCGGACCGUCCUGAUUGCGAUGCAAAAGUGGAAGCUCGAAGAGAGGUCUAAAAGAAGUAUAUUGAGAUCGAUUUUCUUUUGA
Aplosporella prunicola CBS 121167 is the source of this 2187-nucleotide messenger RNA. RefSeq lists its product as uncharacterized. The record is from RefSeq and is a predicted model, not a curated record. Lineage: Eukaryota; Fungi; Ascomycota; Dothideomycetes; Botryosphaeriales; Aplosporellaceae. Gene Ontology annotation, molecular function: ATP binding; ATP hydrolysis activity. Bases 1 to 2187 code for a protein of 728 amino acids. The transcript is spliced from 8 exons.